GGAGUAAAUCCUAUUUGAAAUCAUUUUGCAAAAAAUGUUUGGCUACUCCUAAAUAACAAGAUCACUUUUGUGUGUCUGGCAUAUCAUUCUCCUUUAGCACGUAAACUAAAUUUUAAUAUAGGAUAAGGGACAAUUUGUAAUAAUAUAGGCAUAUGUAAAAAUCAAUACGCUGGUCUGACCUCAUAAUGGCAAUAAGGGAAAUGAAUACAUUAAUCUGACCCGUACACACCGGAUGUUGAUGUUAUGUCAAUUUUGACAGGUUGGCUCCAAAUUUUAAAUUAAAUGAGUCACAUACUUCUAGCACUUUACCAGUCAGUUUUGUAUAAAUAGGGUGCCCUAUAUGGAAUAUCUUAUCAAUUCCGAUAAAAGAGAAAAGGCCAAGGUUUUCAAAAAGCGUUGCCACUGGUAGAAACUCGCAGAUAUAUGUAUCAUAUGAAGUGGAUUUGAUUCUUACAAAUAUGAAGGCAUUUAGAAGUCCAAUAGCCAGCAUUACUGACAACCUUUUCCUGUGUGGAGUUGGCUGUUUAAAUACAGAAAAUUUACAAAAUAGAGGUAUAACACAUGUUUUGAACACUGCAGAAGAACUAGAAGACUUCAGAUAUCCUGAGUUAGAUUUACAAGUCAGACAUAUUUUAAUGAGAGACUCACCAGAGCAAGACUUACUGAAGUUUCUAGAUGAUUGUGUUGAUCAUAUACAAGACAUUUGCCAAAAUGACGGUCGUAUCUUAGUCCACUGUGUUGCUGGUGUAAGUCGCUCAGCAAGUGUAUGCAUAGCCUAUUUAGUAAAAUACAAGCGUAUGUCGCUGCGGAAGGCAUAUUAUCAUGUGUUUAAUAAACGACCAUGUAUUUUCCCAAACUUUGGAUUUUGGAGGCAAUUGGUAGAAUAUGAAAGAUGCAUAAGAGGUGAGACAAGUGUAGAGUUACUGCCCUUUGUUAUGGGACUGGUACCGGAUAUUAUGAAAAAUGAUGCAGAAUAUAGGAUCAAAUUAGCCUGGAUGCCAGAGCUAUUAUUAAUGUUCAGUAUUCAUUUAUUGAUCUUGAUUGCACAGAUUGUGUCCUUGUAUUUCUUUAGUUGAUGAAAUUGAGUGAUGUAAAUGGAAAUUUCGCAAUAUAAUUUAGUCAAAACUGAAAAAGAAGAAAAAUAUGUUUUUUUUUUGUUUUUUUUCUAUAAUAUACAUCUUUUCAAUAGAAUGUUAUACAUCUUUAUUUCUUCAUUUUUUAUAUUCACGUAAAAUGAAGUGACAGAAUUGAUGAACUAUUGCAUUAAACUUAUUUAAAAUAUUGUUAGAUGUGAAAAAUGUAUUUAAUAGUGGGAAGUACACAAAUUAUGCAUUUUAGACUAAUAUAUUUAUCUUUUUGCAUUGAUUGAUUAUUUUGUUGUUAGAGUAAACUUGUACAGAUUUAUAACUGGUAAUCAAAAUCCAUUUUCAGUCCUAUUCAUCAUAUGUAUCAGGGAUGGCAAAAAUCAAUUGUCUGUAUUGCCGAGGUUGUUCCUCAGCCUGUACAGACAAAUGUAAUUUUUCAGACUUCACUUUGAAAAUAUAAUGCAGACAAGUAAAGAAAUGCUUCAGAUAAAAUGGGCUAGUAAAUCGAAAUUAGUUUUUGCCAUUCCUGUAAGUAAAGUUAAUUUGAUCCUAUUAAGUAUUAAAUUAAGAAUAGUGGCAUUAACCUCAGUCUCUAUCCUGCUCAACCUUUACCUUGUUGAUUUUGUGUAAUGGACUCUCCCUGCUUUGAAUUUGGAACUGUCCAUUGUAUGUUUAGGGAUAUCAACAUCAAAAUGAUAAAAUUGAAUAACCAAUCUAGUUUUGUUCACUACACAUUCAAUGUUAUAGAGGUUUCAGUAUAUAAAUACAAAAAAGGCCGCCAACAGUAUGGAGCUUGGUCUGGCUGAGACUGCACAAAUGUGCCGGCUGACUUAAUGGUUCUAAAAUGGUGGAAAGCAAAGAUAAUUUUUUAACAGACUACUAUAUAUUACGUCCAUUACACUAGUUGGUAAAUGUUGAUAAAGCACUUAAAGGGACAGGAUGUACAGGGAAUGUUUUAGUAUUAUUGUCAUGAUAUUAUAAAAUCAUAUUAAAAAAAAAAAGAAAAAAAAAGAUAUUUAUUUUGUAAAAUGCCUUGUUUGUAUUUGUUCUAAUGUUGCAUUGUCUAUGUUAUAACUGUGAUAAUCACUUAUUGUUUUAUAGAAAUAUACAAUUGUUUAUAAUUUACAUUAAUUUUGUCAACUGCUUUAUAUAGAUUUAUUUAUUUUUUUUAGAAGGAAGUAAGCUUGCACAUGUAUACAAAUUUAUGGGACUAUCUAUUUUUAUAUUUUGUUCACAACUAUAGUAUUGUACGUAUAGAAUGUUUAAUUCAUUUGUUAUGAUUGACACUUUUUCUAAAAGGUAGAAUAUUUUGCUGGAGCAAAUAAAUUAAAACAGUUUAGCCAUUGUGUAAGAACUCCCAUGACUUGAAUUAUUUUAUUUUCUGGCAAUUUGUUGGAAAAAUACAAACACAUGCAAAGAUUGUCUGUAUUAAUAAUUAAUGAUAAGUCUGUAUUAAUAUUAUACAAUAGGUAUAAACUUUGAAAAAUGUAUUUGAAUUAAUAAUUAUUUGAUUUUGGUUAUGAAAAGUAUCUGGAAAGUAAUUAUUUUUUAAUUAAUUGAUGUUACAAAGAUUCUCGUGUUUCUGGCCCUCAGUGAUGUGGGUCCAUCCACCCCCUCACCUCUUUGAGAAUAAUGAAAUAUUUGCUGUCAAACUCAUUUUAAUUAAAAAAAAUAAGUACACAGCAAAAUUAAUGUAAGCUGGGAAAUUUAUUUGUCUAACUAGACUUAUUUAAAGCAGGGACAAUUUUCUGGUAGUGAUGGAAAAGAAGGGAGACAAUACAGCAUUGGCUUUUCAUUUUGCAAAAUUAUUAAUGUCCCUUUAGGGAUUGUAUUUUAAAAUUAAAUUGGUAAGGUUUGAUACUUUUUAUGUAUUGUACUGAAAUUUUAUAAAUAGUUCUUAGUUAACACAAUAAUUUAAUUUUUAGCUCCACUUUGCAUGUAUACGGAGAGCAGUUCUAUCACCCCUGACAAGUCCAGAUUUCUGAAUAAAGUUUUUGCACAGUAAAAUUUUUUAAAUAUAACUUGUUAUUCUUUAUUCUUGAGAGAUAAUCUUAUAAAUGAUCACAACAUAUUUGGUAAGAUUCAUAACUCUAGCACCAAUAUUUUCAGAAUAUCUUCCCUUUAAAUUUUUUCUCUUUAUUUCUUCAGGUUCGAGUAUGUGUUUCUUAUAAAACCCAGACAGGUUUAGGUCAAAGUUCAUAAUUCUAGCACCAUAGUUCAAGAAUAACAUAGAGUUUAACUCACAAAUUGUUGUGUUGUACUCUAACUUCUUUGUUACUAAAUGGAUUUAGCUUAAACUUUAGAUAUAUUUUCCUUAUCAUCUUCAACAUCCUGUAUGAAAUUAAAGAUUCAUAACUCUAGCAUGUAUACUUCAAAAAUUAUCUCCACAUUGAACUUAGAAAGUAUAUAUUUUCUUAUCUGUAUUACUAAAGGUAUCUACUCCAGAUUUUAGAUAGUGUUAUCUCCUCUUUAAACUUAAAGCUGCAUGCCUCCAGAUGACCCAAAUUAUUUCAAGAAAAUUAAACUUGGAAAAACCAUACUAAAACUUUGAGAAAAGUAAACAAAUUAAAGAUUCAAGUGAUAAUUUAUAUCUUAUGUGCAAUUAAUGACUGUAUUUUGUAGUAUUUAUCACCAUAUGUCUAAUGCGUUGCUAACGCAGUAGGGGCUAUUUAUGCAUAUUUAGACCUCUUUUUUGGUAAUUUACGUGGAUUUUAAGUGUCGAUUGUAAUGUGUCAUGUACUUUCCUUUUCAUUACACAAUAAUUUACCUUUAAAUACAUUUUCAAAAUUUUCAUGAAAAUUAGGAUGAAUCUUAGAAUGUUAAUUUAUUAUUUUUUACUCUGAUCAUCUUUAUUACCUAAGAUAUUUACUUCAGGCUUUUGGUUGUUGUCAUUUUCAUUACAGAACGGAAAUUUCUUUUAAAAUUUUCCAUUUUAUUUUCAAUAGCUUUUUGAAUAAAUAUAAUUGAAUAGAAAUUAAGUUUACUUUUUCAUAGUUUUGUCUUUCUAAAUUGUGUCCAGUAUUAAAUUAGUGAAGUCUGCUGUCUUCAGCGACAGUUUUUGUUCAAAAUUAUGAAAUUGUUUGGAAAAAUGAAGAUUCGGAAAUAAAAGGAUAUUGAAUAUAAUAGAAAAACAAGAACAUUUUUAUGCCACCACAGCAUCUGCAAUAAGUGGCAUAUAGCAAUUCACCUUUGAAAUAGAAAGAGUUGUAUAAUGCGGUGGCAUUUCAUAGCAUCUUAUCACAAAUGCAAUCUUGUUUUCAUUAUGUAUGCAUGUAAAAAUGAA
Molecule: messenger RNA, 4368 nt
Organism: Ruditapes philippinarum (Manila clam)
Lineage: Eukaryota; Metazoa; Mollusca; Bivalvia; Venerida; Veneridae
Product: dual specificity protein phosphatase 18-like
Exons: 3
Coding region: 459-1076 (205 amino acids)
Biological process (GO): protein dephosphorylation
Cellular component (GO): cytoplasm
Molecular function (GO): protein tyrosine/serine/threonine phosphatase activity
Source: RefSeq, a predicted model, not a curated record